Molecule: messenger RNA, 753 nt
Organism: Ochlerotatus camptorhynchus
Lineage: Eukaryota; Metazoa; Arthropoda; Insecta; Diptera; Culicidae
Exons: 3
Coding region: 1-753 (250 amino acids)
Molecular function (GO): nucleic acid binding
Source: RefSeq, a predicted model, not a curated record
AUGGAUGAACGGGGUUUGAUGCGUCAAAACAGCCGGAUUGCAGCGGCGAAGGAUAUUCAUCACAGCGUGCGCUUUCCAGUAAUCGUGCCAAGAAAGCAUCGGUGCACGGAACUUCUGGUCGCACGCUAUCAUCGGCUCUACCGUCAUGCAAACUCCGAAACGGUAGUGAACGAAGUCCGCCAGCUGUUCAUCAUACCGAAACUGCGAUCGGUGGUAAAGCAGAUCGGACGAAGCUGCCAAUUCUGCAAAAUUCGUAAGGCACUUCCGACUAUUCCUCCGAUGGCAUCACUGCCACCAGCACGGUUGGCCAUACACGACCGUCCAUUCAGUUACGUAGGAGUGGACUACUUCGGCCCAUUGUUAGUCAAGCAGGGCCGCUCGAAUCUUCGUGAGCAGAUCGACGAAGGAGUAACAGCAACGUUCACCAGUGCCAACACGAAGUGGACCUUCAUUCCGCCAAGCACUCCGCACAUGGGCGGUGCAUGGGAGCGACUCGUCCGUUCAGUGAAGGCGGCGAUAGGGGAUGCGUAUCGCGAAGGAAAACUCAACGAUGAAGAGCUGCAGACCGUGAUCGUGGAGGCAGAGGGCAUUCGGCAGCUCAACCGAUUCUGGCAACGCUGGCUGAAGGAGUACUUGCCGGUGAUGAGGAGGCAGACCAAGUGGUACGAUGAAGUCCGGUGCGUGCAAGAUGGAGACUUGGUGUUGAUAGCGGAUGAGGGCCAGCGGAAUGGCUGGACUCGCGCGGGAUCGUGA